AAAAAUAGUAUUCAUCAAAUUCUGACAGGUGUCUUGAACGAAUCAAUGAGUUAUGAUUGUAAUAAACUCAAUUCUCUACUGUACGAUUUCAUUCUUCGUUGUAAUACCACAUGGAACAAAAUUCCAUGUUCAUAAUUCGAUUUUUUUUAUUUCGGCAAUAGCCACGAUCGAUGCGCAUGUGCAUUUCGCGAAAGAAUGUGAUUUCGACGUACAUUAUCGAACAAACAGUAUGAAUCUUUUCUGACAUUGAAAGAAACAAUUACUUGAAAUAUUUUAUACUUCUACCGAACAUGUUUAAUUCCCGUGGAAAAUAAUAUCAGUAAAUAAAGCAUUUUUUUGGACGAUCUCAAUAUGGAUGAAUGCAUAGUGAGUUCAUCACGUUCAUCCCUUGAAGACAAUGAAUCACCUGCACAGCCUCAAAACCAAAACUCAAGUUCUUCAGGUUCGGCCAAUCAAUCUGCAUCCGUUACUGAGCGUGAGACUCAAGUCAUGAAGAGAGAAAUAGAGAGUCUCCACAGUAGGUUAUCCCAAACGGAAGCUCUUCUCGAAAUUCGAGAAAAAAGUCGAGAAUUACUGCGAGAAGAGGCAGAUAUGCUCCAGUUCCAGGUGCUUUCAGAGGUUGAGAUGUCAGAGCAGCUGUUGUGUGAAUUGAAGACUGUCAUGGAUGAUACUCUUGAAGCACGCGAAGCUCAAAUGAAUGCGGAAGCCGAAUUGUUUCGAGUGAAGACCUCAAUGGAGAAGAAGAUGAAGGAAUUAAUAGAUGCGAGAGCAGAAAAUCUCCAGAGGGCUGGAAGAGAAACCAAAAAGAAGCUGAUCAUGGCAGAGCAAAAAAUAAUGCAAUUGGAAAAGCAAUUGCAGGAGCAUUUCCUGUUGCAGAAGGAAUUCGACCGUCAGAAAAUGGAACUUGAGAUUGCGAAAAUUACAAUACUGAAGUUACAGGCUGAAAUACCAGAAGCUAAUACGAGUACAUCAUCUUUCUCCGAUGCCGAAGAACGUUCUCCCCAUGCAAAAAAUGCGACAGAGUAUUUGCAAAUCAUGGACAAGUGAAGGAUCAUGUGUGGGUUUUCCAUUAUGAGGAGAAAUUUCAAUGUAAUUGCAAUUAUCGUCUCACAUGGAAGGCCGCAACAGGUGUUCAGAAAAAAGAGAACAUCCGUUUCUGAUUUCUCAGGAGAAAAAUCGGGAGGUGAAAAUUUGAUCUUAAGACUGUUCUUUUUUAAAUGCCUCAGUUUGGUCCUUCAUUUAUUCGUUAGAAAAAUGUUUAUAAAGAUUUUUUACGUUUAUCAAUAUUUUUCAAUAUCAUGACAUUACUACGUUUUUAUAUAUGUUUUGAAAGAAACUUGAAGUUCAGUUUCAAUUUCAUGGUGGGAGCGGUAGAAUAUAUUUUCAUACUUUCAUGCUUAUCGCCAUUUCUAGAAACCCCGAAAAUACCAAUUCUAUGUUUUUUUUUAUAAGAAAAAAUUGCUUGUCGAUAAGAAUAAGAACAAACUGUAAGAAAAUAAAUGUUGUAUCUAU
Molecule: messenger RNA, 1512 nt
Organism: Fopius arisanus
Lineage: Eukaryota; Metazoa; Arthropoda; Insecta; Hymenoptera; Braconidae
Product: myosin heavy chain, embryonic smooth muscle isoform-like
Exons: 2
Coding region: 352-1047 (231 amino acids)
Source: RefSeq, a predicted model, not a curated record